Sorghum bicolor (sorghum) is the source of this 672-nucleotide messenger RNA. RefSeq names its product proline-rich proteoglycan 2-like. NCBI's taxonomy places the organism in Eukaryota, Viridiplantae, Streptophyta, Magnoliopsida, Poales, Poaceae. The transcript has a single exon. The coding region runs from base 1 to 672 and encodes 223 amino acids. The record is from RefSeq and is a predicted model, not a curated record.
AUGCAGCGAGGCAAUGGCAGCGGCUUCCGCUACGGGGGAGCCCAACCGGUGCCGGCUGAACAGCAGAUGACACCGCAAGAGAGGGAAGCGCUUCUGAUGGCAGCCGGCCGCCUCGCCGCGGAGUACCUGGUGAACAGAGGCGAUCUGCCGCCGACCGUGCUGGAGGACCGUCCGCCGGCUCCGAUCCCGUUGCCCGGAGUCGGAGGCCACCCCGCGUUCGGGUCGCAGUACCACCACCACCAGCCCCAGCCGCCGGGACCCCGGACGUUCCACUACCAAUUCCGAGGACGCCCGCCCGCGCCGCAGGCAUGGCCCAACCCGUUCCACUUCCGAGGGCAGCAACGCCCACCAGCUCCGCAGCGCCGGUUCCCGGGCCCCCGCCCGUUCCAAGGAGGCCGUGGGCCGUUCCCGAAGCGGCCACGCCAGCGCCCGUUCCCGUACGGCCUGCGUGGGCCGGUUCCUCCCCAGACGCGGUACGCAGCCGGCCAGGCCGCGAGUAAAAAUAAGCAAGACGACGACCACGACGAGCACAGGACCGCGCCGGCCGGCGAGGCGGGCGACUCUCAGUCUCAGCAGACGGUGCAGGCGGAUGUAAAUCCGGCCAGCGGCUCGCAGCAGACGGACGAGCCAAGCAGCAGUUCCCUUGGCGCCAACGCUAGCGAAUCAAGCUAG